Messenger RNA from Ixodes scapularis (black-legged tick), 1029 nucleotides. Its product is annotated as alpha-tocopherol transfer protein-like. The transcript is spliced from 6 exons. Gene Ontology annotation, cellular component: membrane. NCBI's taxonomy places the organism in Eukaryota, Metazoa, Arthropoda, Arachnida, Ixodida, Ixodidae. Gene Ontology annotation, molecular function: phosphatidylinositol bisphosphate binding. Bases 57 to 953 code for a protein of 298 amino acids. The record is from RefSeq and is a predicted model, not a curated record.
UGUCUUUCGUUUGUGUCUCCAAAAAGAGCCGAUCAGGCAGCCCACCCAGCUUGACCAUGGAAAGAAUUUCCCCCGACUUGGAGAUGAUUGCCAAGCGAGAGCUCGGUGAAACACCGCAAGUGAAAGAAGAAGCCGUGGCUCAACUGCGGGCGCUUCUUUCCGAGGAUCCGGUAUUGCAUUGCCCCUUGGACGAAGAUUUCCUGGUGAAGUUCCUGCGUAGCCGGAAGUUCCACGUGAGGGAAACCCUGGAUAUAAUUCGGAGGUAUUUCCGGGUCCGCCAGGAAUACACCGACCUUUUCGACGAUCUGCUGCCGUCACGCAUCUUGUACGAUGCGACACUGCACCAAAACAAGCUAUUGACUGUUCCCAAGGAGCGUGAUUCUUUGGGAAGGCUGAUUGUCAUUGUCAAGCUGGGUGCCUGGAAUCCGGCUGUCUGUUCACUGAACGAGCUCUUCAGAUUGGUGCUUGUUGGGACAGAAUGCAAUCUUAUGGUUCCGACGAACCAAAUCACAGGCGUCGUAGGAGUUGUUGAUCUGGAUGGACUUCACAUCUCUCACUUUCUUUACUUCACGCCAUCGGAAAUCAGGAGGGCAGUCAAGAUAAUGCAGGACUCCUACCCAUUGCGGGUCAAAGGCGUCUACGUCAUAAACAAUCCUCCAGUUUUUCAGCUGAUCUACGCUUGUGUGAGGGUGUUGCUUAAGCAGAAGCAUCGGGAAAGAUUGCACGUCAUAGGACGCGACUACGAGAGACUUCACCAAUUCGUUCCUCGUGAAGGUCUACCCACAGAAUACGGUGGCCUCCUGGAAAGCUACGACUACGGCGAAUUGGAAGCAACAUAUCGAAGCAAAGAAGACAUUUUUGUGGACCUCGGUAGAUACGGCUACCAGGAGCGACAGGAGUUCAAGGAAUCGGUUGAAUCUGAACAAACCGAUCGUCGGAGUGCUGUGAAGUGAAAAUGCCAGAGGGCGCUUAACGUUUGCAGAAAAGAGAACCGUGUUCAUUCGGAAAAUAAAAAUGUACUUAAAGUUU